AUGUCUUGCCAGCAGAACCAACAGCAGUACCAGGCCCCUCCCAAGUGCCCCUCACCCAAGUGCCCCCCGAAGAGCCCCGCACAGUGCUUGCCCAAAGUCUCCUCCGGCUGUGCCCUGACCUCCGGGGGCUGCCAUGGCCCCAGCUCUGAGGCCGGCUGCUGCCUGAGCCACCACAGGCACCACAGGUCCCACAGAUGCCGGCGCCGGAGCUCCAACUGCAGUGACGAUGGCAGUGGUCAGCAGUCCGGGGGCUCCCACUGCGGCCACAGCUCUGGGGGCUGCUGUUGACCUGGGCAUGAGAUUAAAGCAAAAAAAUUUGA
Loxodonta africana (African savanna elephant) is the source of this 320-nucleotide messenger RNA. Its product is annotated as late cornified envelope protein 3C-like. Bases 1 to 288 code for a protein of 95 amino acids. The transcript has a single exon. Lineage: Eukaryota; Metazoa; Chordata; Mammalia; Proboscidea; Elephantidae. Gene Ontology annotation, biological process: epidermis development. The record is from RefSeq and is a predicted model, not a curated record.